Messenger RNA from Ilex paraguariensis (yerba mate), 2916 nucleotides. Lineage: Eukaryota; Viridiplantae; Streptophyta; Magnoliopsida; Aquifoliales; Aquifoliaceae. The record is from the annotation of a GenBank genome assembly.
AUGGCCAAGCUCGAACCCAGGACUCGAACAGUACUCGAACCAUUCGCAGACUUCAAUGUCUCCAACUCCUCAGCCUCAAACUCUCCCAUUCGAUCUCUCGCAAUCUCCACAAUAUCCGAUUCUGAAUACCUAAUUUACCUCGGCACCAACUCGGAUUCAAUUCAGGUGAUCAGUCAUAUUGGGACAGUGCUAGUGGUUACUGAUGGGUCUAUGUUUUUGGUUGACUCACUUUUACUACAACCAGUGAAGAAGUUGAGUUCUGUUAGAGGAGUUAGUGUUGUUGCUAGGAGAUUUCGGAGUGGCGAAUCGGUGGUCAGAAAUGGAGGUAAUGGUGUCAGUUCAGCGUCGGAGGUUUCGGGUCAGCGAUUUUUGGAUAAAUUUGGAAGUGGGAUUAGAUCAAAUGGUGUAAAGGUCAACCAAUCAGAAUCAUCGGAGUUGUUAAUUAGAGAUGAUAAUUGUGUUUUCGCUGUUGUUGUUGGGAAAAAAAUCCUGCUGCUGGAGGUUGUUUUGGAUGUUGGUGUUGGAAGGAUUGAUCGAAAUCGUGAUAACAUUGGUGGGACUAUUGUCAUUUUGAAGGAAAUUCCUUGUGUGGAAGGGGUCAAGACCAUGGUUUGGAUUGAUGAUUCUAUAAUAGUUGGUAGCUUUAUUGGGUAUAGUUUGUAUUCGUGUGUUACGGGGCAAAGUGGUUUGAUAUUUUCUCUGCCGGAUUUGUCCAGCCCCCCAAGGCUGAAGUUGUUGUUGAAAGAAUAUAAUGUUCUUUUGUUAGUUGAUAACGUGGGAGUUAUCGUUAAUGCAGAGGGGCAACCAGUGGGUGGGAGCUUGGUGUUCCGUCGUGCUCCGGAUUCUGUGGCGGAGAUAGGUUCCAGUGUGGUGGUUGUGAGGAAUGGGAAUAUUGAGUUGUAUCACAAGAAAUCAGGGAACUGUAUUCAAAUGGUUUCUUUUGCCGGGGAAGGAGUAGGUUCGUGUAUUGUAAGAGAUGAGGAAGAUGGGAAUGGGAAACUUGUUGCAGUGGCAACACCAACCAAGGUUAUUUGCUAUCGGAAAGUACCGUCAGAGGAACAAAUUAAAUACCUGUUGCGAAAGAAGAGCUUUAAGGAGGCCAUCUCAUUGGUUGAGGAACUUCAAAGUGAAGGUGAACUGACAAAAGAAAUGCUUUCCUUUGUCCAUGCGCAAGUGGGAUUUCUCUUGUUGUUUGACAUGCAUUUUAAGGAAGCAGUAGAUCACUUCAUGCUGUCAGAAACUAUGCAGCCUUCUGAAGUUUUCCCAUUCAUCACGCGAGACCCAAAUCGUUGGUCGCUUAUGGUUCCAAGAAACCGUUACUGGGGUUUGCAUCCUCCCCCCGAACCUCUUGAAAAAGUUGUAGACGAUGGGUUGGUUUCUAUUCAAAGAGCUGCUUUUCUUAAAAAAGCUGGAGUAGAGACUGCAGUGGAUGAUGAGUUUCUCUUGAAUCCACCGAGUAGAGCUGAUUUAUUGGAGUCAGCGAUCAAAAAUAUCAUCAGGUAUCUACAAGCCUCUCGUGAAAAAGAUUUGAAUCCUUCUGUGAGAGAGGGAGUUGACACUCUGUUGAUGUACCUAUAUAGAGCCCUAAAUUGUGUGGAUGACAUGGAAAGACUUGCAUCUUCAGAGAACCAUUGCAUAGUGGAGGAGUUAGAAACUUUACUGAAUGAUUCUGGGCACUUAAGGACGCUAGCCUUCCUUUAUGCAAGUAAAGGGAUGAGUUCUAAGGCUGUUGCCAUCUGGCGUCUUUUGGCCAGAAACUAUUCAUUGGGCUAUUGGAAAAAUCCUGCUGGGGAGAAUGACUCACAUGAUGCCUCCAUAAAUGGUAUCUCUGUUAAGGAAGCUGCUGCAAGUGAGGCUUCAAGGAUUCUUGAGGAGUCAUCUGAUCAAGAUUUGGUGCUGCAACAUCUUGGAUGGAUUGCAGAUAUCAACCAGAUUCUCGCUGUUCAAGUUUUGACAUCAGAGAAAAGAUACAAUCUGUUGUCUCCAGAUGACGUAAUUGCUGCAAUUGAUCCAAAAAAGGUGGAAAUCCUUCAAAGAUAUCUGCAAUGGUUGAUUGAGGAUCAAGACUCUGAUGAUACACUGUUCCAUACAACAUAUGCUCUCUUGCUUGCCAAAUCAUCCCUUGAAACUUCUGAAACAAAAGGUGCCUCUCAAAAAUCUGAAGGCCAUUUUCUAGAUGGGAAGGAUAUUUCAGAUUCUAGAAGGGAUUCAAUCUUUCAAAGUCUUGUUAGAGAAAGAUUGCAGAUUUUUUUGCAGUCUUCAGACUUGUAUGAUCCAGAGGAGGUCCUUGACCUGAUUGAAGGAUCAGAACUGUGGUUGGAAAAGGCUAUUCUUUACAGGAAACUAGGACAAGAGACACUAGUACUCCAAAUCUUGGCACUGAAGCUGGAGGAUAGUGAGGCUGCUGAACAAUAUUGUGCAGAGAUUGGUAGACCAGAUGUCUAUAUGCAGUUGCUUGAAAUGUACUUGGAUCCGAAGGAUGGCAAGGAGCCCAUGUUUAAAGCUGCAGUUCGCCUUCUUCACAAUCAUGGAGAAUCCCUGGAUCCUUUGCAAGUUCUUGAGAGAUUGUCCCCAGAUAUGCCCCUCCAACUUGCUUCAGAUACAAUACUAAGGAUGUUGAGAGCUCGUCUCCAUCAUCAUCGUCAAGGACAAAUUGUGCAUAAUUUAUUUCGCGCUGUAGACAUUGAUUCAAGCUUGGCAAGAUUUGAGGAAAGGUCGCGGCAUGUGCAAAUCAAUGAUGAGAGCCUUUGUGAUUCCUGUCAUUCUCGGCUUGGAACAAAACUAUUUGCAAUGUACCCAGACGAUACCAUAGUUUGUUACAAGUGUUUCCGUCGUCAGGGUGAGUCGACUUCCGUCACUGGUCGUGACUUCAAGCAAGAUAUAAUGUUUAAGCCGGGUUGGUUGGUUACACGGUGA